Molecule: messenger RNA, 4151 nt
Organism: Melanotaenia boesemani (Boeseman's rainbowfish)
Lineage: Eukaryota; Metazoa; Chordata; Actinopteri; Atheriniformes; Melanotaeniidae
Exons: 8
Coding region: 1116-1451 (111 amino acids)
Source: RefSeq, a predicted model, not a curated record
CUAUACGUGCUUCAAAAUAUUGCAUUUUUUAAACUUUAUGCUAAGUGUAUUUGAGGCGAAAGUUUGCAAUGUUGUGGAUUGUAAAUGCUAAAAAGAAAAAAAAAGAAAAAAAAAAAAAGAACCAACAAACUGUUGGUGUGAUGCAGACAAGAUUUCUUUAACAGAGUAGAGACUGGUACCUUUUGUUGCUCCAUAGAGGGAACAUAACUACAGGUCACUCACUCGCUCUUGUUUGUUCUUUUCUUUUUUAAGUGUAGACAGCAGAACAAGAGAAGCAGCAAGAACUAACAUGCUGAAAAACUAGCCUUGCUAUCCUGGUAUUUGUGCAAAAGUGACCUUUGAUUUAAAUUGAAGUCCUGCACCUGCAAAGAAAAGCUUGUAAACCUUCCACUUAUGAAGCACGACUGGAGCAGCAGUGCAUGACAGCUUGCACGGACAGGGCAGCUAUGUUAAUUUUGUUUCCCUACAGUUAAUAAACUUUAUAUACCUUGCACGUCUUCGAAAGCACAUAACAACCAGGCUUGUGGAAGAAACAACACACUGCCAAGGCAGUGAAGGCCUAUUUGCACACCUGUGCUUGGGAAGGCACACAUGAACCUGUCAACCAGUGUUGAUAUCAUUAUAUUUUGAGUGGUCAGAUACAGCUGUUAUCACAAAUUGACAUAACUUUUAUUGCAACAUACUGUUUAAUUAAACUGCUAAAUAGAUAGAUCUCAUUUAGUUAUAACUUCACUAGUUUCAGGAAACAGUCUUGAAAGCUGUUACAAACAGAGAAAUGAGGGAUUUUCCUCUUUAGCAAAAACUUGACUAAGAACCAGCUGUUGAGGGGCACGUUUUGCACUGAAUGAGGUUGCUGUAAAGUCCCCUCGUAGGUGAAAAUAAAAUUGCUGUCUUAAUGUGGGCAAUGAAGCAUCAGCAGCAGAGAGCUUUUCCUGUUAACAAUUGCACUGCCGUGCUCUGUCAGAGUAGGCCUGUAGAAGUAUUGAGUCAGUUUGUGACUUCUUGGGGAAGAAAUAAAGGAAGAGGCUCAUUAAUAUAAUUAUAAAACCUUUUUAUCAACUAACGGAGUACUCUAUUUCGACAAGUCCAGUCUUUUACCUGUAUGGCAUUUGAAGAUGAUGCGAUUGCUGUUUCUGUGUCUGCUGCUACUGCCAGCUGCAGCCGCACUUUCAGAAGAAAUUGAAGAGUCAUCUGGUGGCGAGCCGGAUGAUGAGGAUUACUUAAGAAAAACGUUUGUUCCAGAUGUUUCUGGCUCAAUCCAGGAUAAAACUACAGGUGCGGAUGAAGCCUCAGAUCAGGUCACUCUGAUUGUUAUUGUUGUGGCUGCUACAGUGUUGGUUCUUUCAGUCGCCGCAAUAGUUGUCAUAAUGUUAGUAAGACGGCACAUGCAGAAUCGGCAGCAAGGGAUUUACUCAGUGCCUAUGGAGCAGGACCAGAAAGGGGCCAUCUAGUUCCCGACAGAGCAUCAUCCAUAUAACACAAAGCCGAGAGAGGAGUGAUUAUCAGGAGUGAUGCAUGAAACUAUGUUAUCUCCUACGCUGACUCAGGACAGUUAAACUUCUUUGCACAGCAACAAACCUCUUUUGCUUCUCACCACUCAGUUCAUUGCUCAUUCCCACACAAUCUCAUACAGACAUGAAAUGCAGUAUGUUUUUCUUUUUGCCUUUGUACACUUUUGUCUUUGUCCCAGCCAUUUGUACUUUAUAUACACACAAUUUAGCCUGGGACAUUUGGAGCACAUUCAAACCUUCUAAUUGGAUUCUAUUUGAGGAAUCCAAAUCAAAGACGGUGAAUAUGGCUUGAAGCUGCUUUUGUUAAAAUGGAUAAUUUAGCACAGCCAGAGCUCAUUCCCCCCACUCCCUCUUUUUAACACCCUCAAAAAGAAAAUUAUUCCCACCAGCUAUGCAGCGAAACUGUAUUUGUGUUUGAUUUGGUGCAUGUGGAACAGACCUGUCUGUGAAAUGGUCGUUGAGUGAGACAAACCAUGCUAAUCCACACUAAGCCAGCUCAGCACUCACUUUAUUCUACUAUUCACUUGUCUGACAUCCUCUGUUCCUGGCCCAUUAGGAAUGAUGGGAAGAAGCACAGUAAGAAAAAAAAAGUUCCCCAUUGUUCUAACCAAUGUAAAAUGGAAACAAGUGGAAAUGGCCACUGAGCACACCCUCAUGCACAUUUAGUGCUGCAUAUUAAUCGACCACCAUGAGUGAUGAUGUUUUCAUUUCCCCCUCUUUUUCAUUUUGAAAGGCUCUCGUUUUAGUUUAGCGUGUUGUAAAUGGCUCUACGAAUGCUGUUGAGAGUUAGAUUAAUGCUUCCCCACACCAGUAGAAGAACGCUUGGUGUGAGAGAGAGGGGUGGGAAAUAUAAAGUUAAAUUAAUUGGAAUUAUUGGGAAAAUGGCAGCUCUAUUCAUAGGGAGCGCAUAAUGUGCUCCAUCUACUGUUCUACAUAAGUUUUCAAUCAACAACCCCAUUCAAAGGCCUUUUUUUGUUGUAGACAAAUGUUUAAGAGGGAAAAUGAUAGACACAUUUUGACAGCUUCUACCAGCAUGGAGCUAAACACCUGAUUUGUCAAAGCAAGAUCUUAUUUUUCUCAUCCACUAAAUGUUGCAACAUCUUGCCAAAGGGAGACAAAAACUUGGCUGCAAUCCAGCCACACCUGACAGCAAAAUAAAAUUUGCAGUCACCUAUGUGUCAGGUCGCACGUCUCUUUGCUAAUUUAAGUGUCAUCUUCAAAUUUAUGCUGUUUAAUAGCUUUAGAGACAUAUCAGCAGAUUAUUUGUGCGUUUGUUCAUACCUACAACCGCACCUACAACAUGUGUUAUUUCUCUGAUUGUAGCCCUGCCCAAUAAGCCUUUAAGCCUUUACUUUGUGUCAGCAUUUCAAAGAGAGGACUAUUGGACAAUAAUUGCAUAACAAAACAUUUCAAUCUUCUUUUUUAUGUGUAAGAUACACCACCUGACUACCAAAAACAUCAGUCAGCUGGAUCACCAUUUGGCUUUGAUUACAGCACACAUUCGCAAAGUCGGAUCACAGAAUAAAGUUUACUCCAUCCCAUCCCAAAGAUUCCCAGUGGGGUUGAAUCUGGACUCUGCUGCGUAGUUAAUGUAUGAAAAUGAUUUCUCAUGCUCCUUGAAUCAUUUUUUCACAAUUUGACCCUGAGAUAUUGUGACAUUAUCAAGAAAAUAAUAUUCACUGAUGAGGAAAUAACUGGAGAUAUUGUAUGCUCGGGUAGGUAGCUAACCCAAUUUUCAAGGGAGCUUAUAAAGUUAUUUAAACUUAGACCUUAGAUCAAUUAAAGCAAGCCCCUUUGCUUUUAAACUCCACAUGGUUAAAUCCAGGCUAUGUAUAUUGAUAUUUACUGCUUUACUGAAAUUCACUUCAAAAGUAUUUUCUGAAAAGUAGAAGGUGAACAUAUGUGUACAUAAACCCAAAAAGAGGGUUGGGUUCACGCAACUUUAUGCAUGUGACCAAACAUGACUGUUACUCUUGGAAAGCCUCUCUUGUGACACUACUCAUGCCCUCAAAGUGCAACACAUGUAGCUGUUGAACGUUUUUUUCUCCUGCAGGCUACCAGUCAGAAAUAUGUCCAAAUUUUGACUAGUAGUGUAUGUGGAACUCUGAUAUUAUGCUUUCUCUGUUAAGGCUAAAGACAUUGUCUACCAAAUAUAUAAAUACAAUCUAUUGUUUGUACUUACCGAAUUAUGCAUUUGCAUUGUUUUCAGUUUAAAGUAAAGAGUAAUCUUGUAAAAAGCUCAACAAGUUUAAAGGUAAUGUCCUGUUGGGGCAGAAACUCUGUUAUUAGCCAAAAUGUGUAUGUAAAAUCUGUUUUUAUUAUUUAGUUUUACUCAAAUAUAACAAUUAAAUUUUAAUUUUAUGUUAAACGCUACUGUUUAUAUAUGCACUUUUCUAUCCAGAUUCAUGCAUUUUUAAGGCAAGGACAUUGACUGGGGUUUGUCCUCAUAUAAUCACGUACAUCACUGAUGUCCUGAUAUCUCAUGAGAAAACAGUUGCAGUAUGUAGCUGUAUAUCAUGCAUCAGCUCUGUUUGCAGAGCUUCUGACAGCAACUAGAAUCGGGAAUUCUGCUGUAUGUUGUGCAGCUAUGCUGAUUUCUGGACUGUGUUUAUUUUGACAUUAAAUGUGUUCUAAAAUGUG